Molecule: messenger RNA, 3177 nt
Organism: Penicillium verhagenii
Lineage: Eukaryota; Fungi; Ascomycota; Eurotiomycetes; Eurotiales; Aspergillaceae
Product: MET18/MMS19 family protein
Exons: 5
Coding region: 1-3177 (1058 amino acids)
Biological process (GO): iron-sulfur cluster assembly
Cellular component (GO): cytosolic [4Fe-4S] assembly targeting complex
Source: RefSeq, a predicted model, not a curated record
AUGUCGGCUUUGCAGACCUUCAUGCUGGUCGUCGACAACGACAAAGAUGAAGCUAAGAGCAUCGCCGAAUCCGUGGCCCAAGAUGUCGAGAACAAGAAGACUACUUUGAUUGAUAUUGUCCGACAGCUUGGCGAAUAUAUCAACGACGAAGACCCAAUCUUGCGUGGAAAGGCAAUUUCCUUCCUCACCGCGGUGAUCAAGGCAUUGCCUCCCCGCUUCCUAACGAGACAACAGAUCCAAGUCCUGACAACGUUCUUUGGUGAUCGAAUUGAAGAUGGUGGUGCCGUCGCGGGUCUGGAUAGAUUGCAAGGAUUGGAGCGGUUUAACAAGGAAUUGGCGGUUGAGACUGCCCAGGCCCUGUUCGCCAAUUUCCAGGACCUCCAGUCUCGCUCCCAAACACAACGGUUUCAGGUGUAUCAGUUGCUGAACGAAUUGAUGUCGGGACACCGGGCGGCGUUGCGUGAAAUGGGUGAUGAUUCUCUCAUGGGAAUUGUGGAUCUCAUGACUGGAGAGAAGGACCCGCGUAACCUGAUGAUGGUCUUCUCUAUUCUGAAGGUCGUCAUGGUGGAAUGGGAUAUUACGAAUCAUGCUGAGCUCCUGUUUGACUCGGUAUACAACUACUUCCCGAUCACCUUCCGACCUCCACCGAAUGAUCCAUAUGGAAUUACCGCACAAGACUUGAAAGGCCGUCUACAGGAUUGUAUCUCGGCCUCGAGACACUUUGCUCCGCAUGCUAUUCCUUCUUUGCUGGAGAAACUUGACUCCACAUCGCCGAACGUUAAGAAGGAUGCUUUGAACGCUUUGAUUGCGUGUAUUCAUUCAUACGACCCAGACACCGUAUCUCGAUACUCCAUCACCAUCUGGGAAGUUCUCAAGUUUGAGAUUCUUAAUGCUCAAGAGGAAUUUUUAUCAGAGUCAUCUCUGGAGGCCCUUUCCGGAAUCGCAAAGCGACUCUCUGAAGGUGUCACCAAGGUUACACCAGAUCUACCCCUUGUGCAAUAUCUCCGCCCUAUCAUUCAGGAGUGCAAGGAUCAACUGCAAGAGCCUCAACAGAAGCAGGCAAAGCCUGCGCAACAGAUUCUCGGCUCGCUAUCGACGUCAUCUGUCCUAGCCUUCACGAUAAUUAUUCGGACAGUCGUUGCUCCCUUAUUCACUAUCUACCAAGAGGCAGAUGGAAUUGUCAAGCAGCGGGCUCUCCUUGAGACACUGGCUAUCUUGUUUCAGUCUGCGAUCCAGGUCUUUGGACAAUGGACAACCCGUGGAGGCGAGAUUACACAGGAGAACCCCUUGGUUGAGUUCAAGGAUCAAUUCUCAGAUGUCUUGGGACAGGCACUUAUGGGCUCUGCCAAGGAUGAGGUGUCUUUCCGCGUUACUGCAUUGAAGGGAUUUUUGCGGCUCUCGACCUUGCGUGAUUUCUUCCAGGAUAACGAAAUUGGAUUAUUCGUGCAAUACCUGGAUGAAAUCCUCUUGACUGAGGAAUCCGCUGCCCGAGAUGACCUCAAAAAAGAAGCCAUUGCAGCACUGGCUGAGAUCUCCAAGCACAAGCCUCGACUGAUCAUGGAUAUCACUUUCCCUGCAUUUGUGGCAACGCUUCCCGAUGAGGAUGAUGGCUCGAACGUAACUUACUUGUCGACCUUGGAUACCCUCGCCCAAAUCAGCAUAGAGAGAGACAUCUUCGAAACCCUGUUCCGACGUCUCUUCAGCAAGCUUACCAUUCUACUCCAAAGAGAACAGCCCGGAUCAGCAGCUUACCCUAGAGCUAUUCUUGUGACUCUGCUUUACGUCAUGCAGCAGAGACAGAUGGAUGCUGAUCCAAACGUGGACUUGUACUUUGACAAGAUUGUCGUGGGUCUUUGUCAGAGUGUUGCAGAGUCAGCUUCAGGACAGGGCAAGAACCGCCUUCUCAAUGAUCCUACAAUCCUUGAUAUCCUUGGUCGACUUUGCAAUCUACUUGUCCGAGCCGUCUCGGUUCAAAAGCAAGAGCAGGCCGCUCAAAAUGUGUACAGUCUCUUUACAACUGGAGGGUUUGUACCGGUACCUUUCUCCGAUGGCGCAAAUGCUGAUCAAGAACGUACCAUUAUUAUUUCAACAUAUCUCCUUGCAGGCCUAUCAAAGGACUGUGUGAGCCUCAUUCCUAAUACAACUCCUGAUAUGUCAGGCCUGCUUUCAGAUUUAGUCAAGCGAUCUGUAUCCGAAAACACAGAACCUGCCACUCACCUUGCAUUCUUGCAUCACCUGGCACUGCUUGUCAACAAGUUCCUCUCUAAACAGGACUUGAAAAUCGCUGAAAAGCUUUUUGAUUCUCUUGUCUCACCAGAGGGCCAGUUCUUCAGUUCUGCUACCAUCCGCACCGUCUUUUGGUUAUCCAAGGCUCUCGUUCUUCGCCUCAGCCCAUCCACUACCCAUAUCUUGACCUCACUGAUGGGUCUCCUUUCCUCCCCCGACCAGCAAACUAGCCAUUCUACUGCUCGCGGGUUUUCUAUUCUCCUAGGCGAUGACGAUGUCCUUUCCGCAACCAACGGUGCUACAAUUCGCCUGCUUUCCAAGCAACGUGUCUUUACUACCGUCAUCCCGUUGAUCUCGUCGCGUAUCCGCGAUGCCAACAUCGCUGGUAAUGACGAUUCCUCUACCACCAAAUCAUUAGACCACAUCAAACCAGCCCAUUUAACCGCCCUGGCUGGUAUCCUCUCCACGAUCUCCACAGACCUCGUUAUGCCAGAACUUCCCACCUUACUCCCACUUCUCCUCCAAUCUCUCGACCUCCAAACCUCCGAUUCUGUCGCUGUCCGCGCCGCAACUCUUGACACUCUCGCAGUUAUCAUCCGCGAUAACGGUGUUGCCACCAUUGAUAAGUGCGGCCACGUUCACAGUCUCGUCCAGAGACUCCUCAAGACAACAGUAGCCAGACCAGGUCCUGGUGUCGUGAACCCUCCCCGUCUCCGGGCUGAUGCGCUGAAGUGCCUUUACCUACUUGCCACAAGGCAGACGUCUGCCGAGUCGGCUCCCAAUUCUCGGAUCCCGGCUGCCAUCUCCCCGCUGCUUCCUGAAAAGGCACAGGUCUUGCGCUCUUUGCGGGCUGUCUUGGAUGACCCCAAGCGUGAUGUGCGGAAGGCGGCUGUUGAUGCAAGCAGCGCUUGGUUCCGGGGUGUGGACGAUGCACCGGAAGAGGAUGAUUGA